GACUUGGCUGUCUCGAGGAACCCGGAAGUGAGUGGAAAGGGACAUCAACGAAGGGAAAUUCUCGAUAGCUGCCGUACCCGGGACUCUGGCAAAGAUGAACUGGAACCCUUUUAAAGCAGGUCCGAAAAAACAGAUUAUUCCAAAAACUAUGGAAAGAGACUUUGAACGAGAAUACGGCAAACUUCAGCAGCUAGAAGAGCAGACGAAGAAGCUCCAAAAGGACAUGAAGAAAAGUAUAGAGGCAGAUUUGGCCAUGUCCAAGUCAGCUGUCAAAAUCUCCUCGGACCUGCUAGGGAAUCCCUUGUGUGAGCCUGAUGCAGCUUUCUUGGAAAUGGUGACUGCGCUGGACACUGCGAUGAAACGCAUGGACGCCUUUAACCAGGAGAAGGUGAACCAGAUCCAGAAGACUGUGAUGGAUCCUCUGAAGAGGUUUAGCAGUGUCUUCCCCUCUCUGAACAUGGCGGUGAAACGCAGGGAACAGGCGCUCCAGGAAUACAAGAGGCUGCAGCUAAAAGUGGAAAAAUAUGAGGAGAAAGAAAGGACAGGAGCAGCUAUAGCAAAACUGCACCAGGCCCAGGAGGAGUUACAGCCGGUGAGGGAAGACUUCACUGCGAAGAACAGCCAGCUGUUGGACGAGAUGCCGAAAUUCUACAACAGCCGCGUGGAUUACUUCAAACCCAGCUUCCAGUCACUCAUCCGAGCCCAGGUGGAUUAUUACACUCAGAUGUCCAGAGUAUUUGAUGAUUUGGCCCAGCAAGUGGACAAGGUUCAGCUGACGGACAUUGAACGUGAGAGGGAGAACGAGGACAAGCUGGCGGCCUUGCGUGGACUCUCUAUAGUUGCAGAUGACUGAUCACCGACACCUUCGUACCUCAACCUGUGGAUGCCUGUACAGAAACGGAACACGAUGGAGGACAUUUUACCUCCGGGUAACCUCUCCAUGAGAGCCCUCGGUGUCCAAAUCAGGACAGUAAGGAUUCUCAGAAGAGAGAUUAUCUCAGAGAACAUUCAUGAUCACUACUGGUCAUCUUCGAGAGACUUGGCUCAGGUUAAAUUGCAAGGAUGUUUGUAAUAUGUUGCUCCUGAUGGUAACCCAACAACUGAUUAACCCAACUGUCUUUAGAGAUUGCCGCGUGCUGCUUCAUUUUCUAUAUGUAAGGGGGAUACAUGAGAAAGGUCACAUAGCUAAGGAUGUGGGUUAACCUCCAAGGUGCCUUAGUAUACUUUUUGUGAAGCUACGUUUCAGUGGAUUAGGUAUUUCCUCUGUUACGCAA
This is a messenger RNA of Spea bombifrons (plains spadefoot toad), 1274 nucleotides long. It is a transcript of the gene BIN3, whose product is annotated as bridging integrator 3. The record is from RefSeq and is a predicted model, not a curated record. Bases 95 to 853 code for a protein of 252 amino acids. NCBI's taxonomy places the organism in Eukaryota, Metazoa, Chordata, Amphibia, Anura, Pelobatidae. Gene Ontology annotation, cellular component: actin cortical patch; cytoplasm. The transcript is spliced from 9 exons. Gene Ontology annotation, molecular function: lipid binding; protein binding. Gene Ontology annotation, biological process: endocytosis; plasma membrane tubulation; actin cortical patch localization.